GUCACCCCCCCUUCCAGUUUCCAGUAACGCUAAGCAGGAAGAUGUCUCGGGACAGCCCUCGAUGAGGCCCUCAUCCAUAUGUCCAUCCUGUUCACAUCAAAAAUGUGAUGCAGCCUUAAAGGUGCAAGUCAUUCAUCGCCACUCAUCAUAUCUGCCACAGAGAAGCCUCGUCAAGUCUCUCCUUCCCAAGGGCAUGACCUCUCCCCUGCUUGAAAAUGUUUCAGCUCUACAGAAAUCACUCGAGCCUUCCCAGUGAAAGCAGCGAUACAUCCAGCUCUGGCUUCGGCAGCAUCAUCGAAACCCCCAAACACAUCCUCUACUCAGCCUGCAGUUUACCUCACACCUUGGACGACUUGCUGGCUGGGCUGUCGGUUCCGAAGAAAGCCGCUCGUAGGCCCCCGCCCAGCCGCCCUCGACGCAACAGCAGCCCCACCGUCCCUGUCGACCUGGACAUGAGCGAUGGGGAGACCAGCCUCUCCGACAGCGGCUCAGAGUCUCCUGUUUGUGUGGAACUGCCGCCACAGCCCUUCAUCCGCGAGCACACUGUCAGCAGCACCAACGCUCAGGUUUCUUGGUCAGGCCCACGCAACGGGGAGUUGAUUUCCUUUUACGAAUUGCAGCUGCAGGAGGCCAGGCUGGAUGGUCAAGGCAAGAACAUCCACUGGUUUUGCUCGCAGACGGAAGAGCACCUGGAGAAUCUGACUCCUGGCACUACGUACUUGCUCCGUGUGAGGUCUCUCAACGUGGCAGGUGCUGGGAAGUGGAGUGCACCCUAUAAGUUUGGCACAAUGCCUUCUGUGGCGGGCAUGCCUCUGGACCCGGCUCCUGUCACUGUCACCGUGCGGCGGUGCAGGAAGCCCCAGAAGAAGACGAUCUUUAUCCCUGCCCCCUAAGAGGACUGACAACAUGGAAGUAAAGGAUGGCACCU
Lacerta agilis (Sand lizard) is the source of this 928-nucleotide messenger RNA. RefSeq names its product fibronectin type III domain containing 8 (gene FNDC8). NCBI's taxonomy places the organism in Eukaryota, Metazoa, Chordata, Lepidosauria, Squamata, Lacertidae. Gene Ontology annotation, molecular function: protein binding. The coding region runs from base 216 to 893 and encodes 225 amino acids. Gene Ontology annotation, cellular component: nucleus. The transcript is spliced from 5 exons. The record is from RefSeq and is a predicted model, not a curated record.